UCGCCGAAAUGGAGGAGAACAACCGCGGAGAGACACUCUGCAAGGUUUGCGGGGACAAGGCUUCGGGAAAACAUUACGGGGUGCCGAGCUGUGACGGAUGUCGUGGCUUCUUCAAGCGGUCAAUCCGCAGAAAUCUUGACUACGUGUGCAAGGAGAAUGGCCGCUGUAUCGUGGACGUGUCGCGACGCAACCAGUGCCAAGCCUGCCGCUUCACCAAGUGUCUUCAGGUCAACAUGAAACGUGACGCGGUACAACAUGAGAGAGCACCGAGAAGUACAUCUUCCCUUGUCGCGGCAGCGAGGAGGACACCUUCGGGACUUUACACGGGAAUUCCUAACGUCUAUCAUCCCGCGGGCAGUGCCUACCAUCCUCUCCUGUAUCCCGCAUUAUUUCCUUUCAAGCCGACGGUGCCGACAUUCGCCCCGUCAGUCGCGCAUUUCUUGCCACGACCGCAUGCGGAAUCCUUAUCUAUGACUACCGGUAAAGAAGACGAGGUUACCAGUUCCGAGGAAGCUAAUACCGUCGACGUCAGAAUCGAACAAAAAGAGGAAUUACUGAGCUCUCGUUUAGCGCCACCCACCGUCAUCACUUCCGUUCCAUCGGAAUACAAUGUACAAGGUUUAUCCCUGCUGCCAACUGAAAAUAUUUACGAGUUCGCAGCCAAGUUGCUUUUCUUUGCUGUGCGAUGGGCGAGAAGUAUACACUCCUUUCUACAACUCCCUUACAGAGACCAGACUAUUCUUCUGGAGGAAUCGUGGAGCGAGUUAUUUGUACUGACAGCGGCGCAGUGGAACUUCUCCGUGGACGAGACCAGCCUGGUGCCGGUGGACCUGCCGCCGGAGCGAAGAGAGAUUCUCGUCGACAAAGCGAGGAGGUUGAGGGAACUUUUAGCGAAAUGCGUCGCUUUGAGGGUCGAUCAUUCCGAGUACGCGUGCUUAAAAGCUAUAGUGCUUUUCAAGGCAGAAUCGCGAGGACUCUGCGAGCCGGGCCGGGUGUCGGCACUGCAGGAGCAAACGGUGGCGGUAUUCUGCGAGAGGGAUGCGCGCAGGGUGGGUCGAUUGCUGCUGCUUUUACCACCAGCGCGUGCUCUCUGCCGUGUUACCCUGCACGAGUUGCUGUUCAAGCCGACGGUCGGCGAAGUCAGUGUCGAGCGACUGCUGGGCGAUAUGGUCGGCGCUCUCAGGCCCACCUAACUGUUGGCGCGAGUGCGCCUCUGAGAAGAUUUCAUGCAUGUAUGUGUGUGUGUGUGUGUGUGUGUGUGUGUGUGUGUUUCAUCGACGUUAUCGCUCGUUAUCGGCGAAGCAAAUUCGAGCGGGCUCAGCGGGUCGAUGAUUUAGGGCUAUCGAUGCCCUUUCGUGCAUUUAAUGCAAUGUUAGUCGAUGUCAGAUUGACUUGCGUAUAAUAUAAUUAGAAAAUCUCUCCGUAUAUAGUUAGAAUGUCUCUCCGAAUACGAGUGGACGAUACAGGUGGACUCCCGGGUGUCCCGGAAAACUUAAAUCUCGAAAUUUCUUAAACUAGGGCAAUUUUCCGAAAUGUUGUAACACUAAUAUCUAAAUA
This is a messenger RNA of Harpegnathos saltator (Jerdon's jumping ant), 1557 nucleotides long. RefSeq names its product nuclear receptor subfamily 2 group F member 6. The record is from RefSeq and is a predicted model, not a curated record. The transcript is spliced from 7 exons. Gene Ontology annotation, biological process: regulation of DNA-templated transcription. Lineage: Eukaryota; Metazoa; Arthropoda; Insecta; Hymenoptera; Formicidae. The coding region runs from base 9 to 1193 and encodes 394 amino acids. Gene Ontology annotation, molecular function: sequence-specific DNA binding; DNA-binding transcription factor activity; zinc ion binding.